This is a messenger RNA of Glossina fuscipes, 633 nucleotides long. RefSeq lists its product as uncharacterized. The coding region runs from base 80 to 517 and encodes 145 amino acids. The transcript has 2 exons. Lineage: Eukaryota; Metazoa; Arthropoda; Insecta; Diptera; Glossinidae. The record is from RefSeq and is a predicted model, not a curated record.
AAUAUUCCAGUUGAUCGAAAAGCACAAAGUAGUUAAGUAGUUAAGUUUAAUUAAGCCGAAAUAUAGAAAAAGAAAAAAAAUGCUUUGUAAAUUUAUUGUCCUCGUUACGCUGACAUUGAGCAUUUGUUCGGCAAUAUACGGUCAAAGCGUAGCCUUAACCGGGACAGCGACAAACAAACUUAUUACGAUAAAUAAUAUUACACAGAAUACGGGAAAUGUAACGAUAGAAGAAGCCUUAGAAUAUUCAAAGGUUACCAUUGAAAUAAUUGAGGACUUUAUAAACGAUGAUCUGGUCGCCGAAGCCAAGUCAGAAGGUUACGAAAUUUUGCAAAACGUUCGUGACGGUUUGAGUUUUUGCGAAAGUGAAUUGAAAACAGUUGAAGACAUCUGGUCAUAUAAGAUAUGCACCAAUGCUUUACUCCGGAGCGGUUUGGCCGCUUUAGCAGAACUGCAAAACCUAUAUAAUUCUAAGCCAUCUACGACAUCGGGAGCCGGAAAAAUGAAACUGUUUUGGUAACAUUGUCUCUAUAUUCCUUCUAUGAAUUAGAUUAAGUGUAAAAGUUCUUUUUUUUUUUUUAAUUUUUUUGCCUGUGAAAGCUUAUGUUUAUGUUAAAUAAACUUUAGUGAAAAGAU